CUGCUCUUAUACCGGGUGAUGGCACCGCAAGAGCCAGGGAGAAGGGAUAGGUGAGCGUGGCAGUUUGUACACAGAGAGGAGAGAGGCCAGUCACAUGACUCUAGGGCACUGCAAGAUAAGGAAAGGGACAGAGAUGACAGUUAGUUAGAGCAGAUCAAAGUUUCAGAGGAAAGUUUAAAGAAAAGAAAACCGAUAAAAGAAAGGGAAAAAGUGACAGAAGUUGUAGGUAAGCAGUGACUAAGGCAGCAGAUUUCUCUUGUAUCCCCUCCCUGCUGCCAAGGCAAAAACACAGGAAGCCGCGGGUUUCCUUUAUUGUCUCUAAAAGUCCGGCUGGGCUGGGGCACUGGAGCCUGACUCAGAAAAGCACAUGGGACGGGGUCAUUGGCCUCUGUUUACAACAUGCCUUUCUGCAUCCCGAAAGAAAUCAGCCCACGGUGACAUGCAACCCAAGGAGCCGUCCGAAAUCGCCAUCCUCAACUCUCACAAGGUCCACAUUGUCCGGGAUGACCCCAGCGAAAACCUGCGCAAGUUCAAGAGGAGGAAGUUGCUGGUGGAGACCAAAAAGAAGCUUUCCGCCUGGACCAUACUGGUGGCGCUCUUGGGGAUUGUUCUCAUGGUGGUGCACACCGAGCUGAUGUGGUACUCCAAAUGUGAGUGGUUUCCAUACCUUUUCUUGGUGAAGUGCAGCAUAAGCAUCUCUACAGUAAUCCUGAUUAUUCUGAUCAUUGCCUUCCACUUCAAGGAGAUUCAGAUCUUUAUGAAUGACAAUUCCUUGCAAGACUGGCGGAUUGCUGUAAAUGCAAAGAACUUUGGCUGGAUCCUACUGGAGGUUGUGGUGUGUGCCAUACACCCCUUCCCAUAUGAACUGCAGUGUGUGGAGGGACAGGGAAACAACUCUGAAGAACAGACAUUAGAGUUCCUCUCGGAAGCAGACAUAUUUCUGUCCAUUCUCAUGUUCCUGCGGGUCUACUUGUUACCCAGAACUGUUCUUCUCUAUAGUCGUGUGCUGGGGGAUACCUCAUACAGAACCAUUGGCUCCCUCAACAAAAUCAAAUUCCAGUACAAGUUUGUUAUGAAGGUCUUGAUGAACACAUGCCCUGGCAAGGUCCUCCUCAUAUUGUCCAUAAGCCUCUGGAUUGUCUCCUCCUGGGUCCUGUCUGUGUGUGAGAGGAAGAACAACGUUCCCACCGGAAAUAUGACCAGUGCCUUGUGGCUUAUCCCCAUCACCUUCCUAACCAUUGGCUAUGGGGACAUGGUGCCAAAUACCGUUUGUGGCAAAUUGGUGUGCCUGUCCACUGGAGUUAUGGGGGUUGGAUGCACCGCUCUCAUUGUUGCUGUAGCUGCUCAAAAACUGGAGUUCACAAGGGCCGAAAAGCACGUUCACACCUUUAUGAUGGAUAUACGUUACAUGAAGCAGAUCAAAUGUGCUGCUGCUAAUGUGCUUGGGGAGGCAUGGCUCCUGCACCGACACACUAAGAAAGGAGACAAGGCAAAGACUCGGCAGCACCAAAGGAACCUUUUUAGAGCUAUCCAUGAAUUUCGUCAUAGACGAAUAAGCCACAAAAAUCUGAAGGAUCAGAUGAAUACCAUGGUGGAUAUUUCCAAGAUGCAGAUGAUCAUGUACGACAUGGACUUAAACGUCAGCUCAUCACACAGAGAACUGGAAAAAAGGAUCGACCAGCUAGACAAGAAACUGGACGAUAUCAGUCGGCUCAUCAUAACGACCAUAGAAUCUUCACAGCUUUCCCACUGACCUUGGACAGUAGGACUCCUGGAAUUCCUGGAUCAUUCUCCAGUUUCUUUCUUGAAGUUUGUUUACUGUUUUAGAAUUAUCUGCCAUUUACAUUCCCCUUCGUUGUUUGAAGGGUUUAAUGAAAUAGUGCUUUACCACUGAAAACUUGCUGCUGAUGGAUCUCAUCUCCUAGGAUUCAUUUACUUAUAUCACUUUAGAUCCUGAUGAAGCAUCCCGUUUCAUUUAGCUGAGUCUUACUGGACUUUUCACAAGUUUAUCUUGUCCUGGGUAUACUGGUAUAAAUAAGGAGAAAUGGAUUCCUAGGCACUUAUAAAACAUUCCAGAUCAGUGUAUUCUACCACUGGUGUUCACGCUGGCAAGAAGACCUUGAGCUUGCCAUGCCUACGUUAAUCUCUUUGCUGGCAAAGAGCCCAGCUCUGUUUAUCACUGACAGUGCAGGAGAACAUGAGCCCUGUCUUCCAAAAGCACUUAUAUGCUAGAAUAUAUGUUACAUUUAAUAGGGAGCUAUCCUAAAACUAAGGGGCAGAUUUAUCAAGGGUCAAAAGGAACUCCCAUGAACUUAAAAUUCGACCAAUUUAUUAUUGAAUUCAAAUUUUUCAAACUCGGGUGAAUAGGAUCGACCCGAAAACUCGAAUCGUAUUCUAAACAAAUUUGAUUCGAGGACGGCUGCAUACAACUCCAAAUUGAUCCCAGGACGUCUUCCAUAGGCUAAAACAGCAAUUCGGCAUGUUUUAGGUGUAUGAAGAUGUAGGAUAAAUUUUAGAAAAUCGAAUUAGAAUUUUUUAAAAAAACUCUAAUCGAAUUUUAACAAUUCUCUAGUCAAAUGUGACAGUUUUGGGA
Messenger RNA from Xenopus laevis (African clawed frog), 2593 nucleotides. It is a transcript of the gene kcnn4.S, whose product is annotated as intermediate conductance calcium-activated potassium channel protein 4. The record is from RefSeq and is a predicted model, not a curated record. The transcript has 8 exons. Bases 368 to 1753 code for a protein of 461 amino acids. NCBI's taxonomy places the organism in Eukaryota, Metazoa, Chordata, Amphibia, Anura, Pipidae.